CAAUAAUAAUAAUAACAGCAUCAUCUCCAAUCCUCUUUCGGUUUGUUUUUAAUCUAAAAUUCGUGUAUACAGUUGCUUCUGUAUCUAUCUAUCUAUCUAUCUAUCUAUUAAAAUUAAUAAACUAGGGUUUUCACAAAAUAAUUAUUAAUAAUAAUGGGUGUAGAAGGUGAGUCAACUCAAACCACCACCGUUGACGGUGGCGAUAAUAAUACAGAGAUCAAUCUCAAUAUCCGAUGCUCUAACGGCAAUAAGUUCGCCGUCCGUGCAUCGCUCCGAUCAACCGUCGUCGAUUUCAAAGAUCUGUUGGCUCAAAAAUGCGAUGUUCCGGCCAAUCAACAACGAUUGAUUUAUAAAGGAAGGAUUUUGAAAGAUGAUCAAACCUUAGACAGUUAUGGUUUGCAGGCAGAUCACACAAUUCAUAUGGUGCGCGGUUCUGCUCCAGCACCAGCUACAAGUGCACCUGCUGGGACUGCUAAUACUCCCCCGGUUGGUUCUCAAGGUGCGGGUGCUAAUGAAGGUCUCGGGUUGGGAGGUGCUGCAGCUGGUGCACCCUUAUUUCCUGGACUUGGUUUGGGUGGACUUGGGGGUGCUGGUGGACCGAACUUAUUUGGGGCUGGACUUCCUGAAUUUGAACAAGUCCAGCAGCAGCUAACUCAGAAUCCAAAUAUGAUGAGAGAUAUGAUGAACACACCAGCAAUUCAAAGUAUACUGAAUAACCCUGAAAUCAUGCGUAGCAUGAUUAUGAGCAAUCCUCAGAUGCGUGAUAUCAUUGACCGUAACCCUGAACUGGCUCAUAUUCUCAAUGACCCUGCCAUCCUUAGGCAGACACUAGAAGCAGCCCGGAAUCCUGAGCUUAUGCGUGAGAUGAUGAGAAACACUGACCGAGCAAUGAGCAAUAUUGAAUCUUCUCCUGAGGGUUUUAACAUGCUUAGACGCAUGUAUGAGAAUGUUCAAGAACCCUUUUUGAAUGCCACGACAACGGGUGGAGGUGCUGCUAAUGAUCCAGCUUCUAACCCAUUUGCAGCUUUACUUGGGAACCAGGGUGCUGCUACUCAAACUCCUGCUGCAACAGGCGCAGAAACAACUCCAGGAUCUGCAGCUCCUAAUUCAAACCCACUUCCCAACCCUUGGGGUGGUACUACUGGUGGUGUCCAGGCAAACGCUGGUACAAGAGCGCCAAAUGUAUCUGGGUUAGGUGGUCUUGGUUUACCAGGGUUAGACCGCCCUUCUGGAAUGCCGGACAUGAGUCAGCUAAUGCAAAACCCGGCUGUUUCUCAGAUGAUGCAAAGCUUGCUUUCAAACCCCCAGUAUAUGGAACAGGUUAUUGGCCAAAACCCUCAACUACGCAGCAUGUUCGAUUCUAACCCUCAGUUAAGAGAAAUGAUGCAAAAUCCAGAAGUACUACGCCAGUUAACUUCACCUCAGAUGAUGCAGCAAAUGAUGUCUUUACAGCAGCUUCUACCUCAGCUUAACCAGCAACAAUCAACUUUGGAUCCUACCCAGACUGGUGCUGCUACAGGAACACCUAACAAUAUGGGGCUGGACAUGUUGAUGAAUAUGUUUGGUGGGCUUGGAGGUGCAGGAUUGACUGUUCCAAAUGUGCCUGAUGUGCCACCAGAAGAACUUUAUGCGACUCAACUAUCACAACUUCAAGAGAUGGGGUUCUUUGAUACGCAAGAGAAUAUUAGGGCGCUACGUGCUACUUCUGGAAAUGUUCAUGCUGCUGUCGAGAGACUCUUGGGAAACUUUGGUCAGUGAUGUGGUGUUAAAAGACAGCCAAGCUUCUAAUAUGAGUCAGUAUUAAAGUAUUCUUUGUAGACAAAGGGAGGCUUGUGAAUUUUCUUUCGAAGGGGGUUGGUGCACAGUGUGAAUAAUGGACAUAUGAACUAGAAAGAAUGCUUGUGUUGCACUGUUGAAACCGGCCUCCUUUUGCAAACCUUUUUGUUGUUUGCUGUACAAUCCGAUUUGAUAGUUCAUUGAUGUUUUCUGAUGUUCCUAUAAAGAUUACUCAUGUAUGCAUCUAUAAAAUUGACAUGCGGCUUA
Messenger RNA from Erigeron canadensis, 2043 nucleotides. RefSeq names its product ubiquitin domain-containing protein DSK2b-like. Gene Ontology annotation, molecular function: polyubiquitin modification-dependent protein binding. The coding region runs from base 154 to 1758 and encodes 534 amino acids. Gene Ontology annotation, cellular component: cytosol. Lineage: Eukaryota; Viridiplantae; Streptophyta; Magnoliopsida; Asterales; Asteraceae. The record is from RefSeq and is a predicted model, not a curated record. The transcript has 8 exons. Gene Ontology annotation, biological process: ubiquitin-dependent protein catabolic process.